This is a messenger RNA of Microthlaspi erraticum, 414 nucleotides long. Lineage: Eukaryota; Viridiplantae; Streptophyta; Magnoliopsida; Brassicales; Brassicaceae. The record is from the annotation of a GenBank genome assembly.
AUGUAUUUCUAUCUCCCUAACGCCAAGGAUGGGUUGAAUAAUCUGGUGAAGAGAAUGGCAUCUACUCCUAUAUUCUUGGAUAGUCACAUUCCAAGCGAAGAAGUCCAAGUUGGUGAAUUCAGAAUCCCAAAGUUUAAAAUCGAGUUCGGGUUUGAGGCUUCAGAUUCUUUCAAAGAAUGUAAUCUGGAUGAGGUCAAACUGUAUCAUAAAGCUUUGGUCGAGAUCGAUGAGGAUGGUGCAGAAGCUGCGGCUGUUACUGUUUUGAGAUACUUUGAAGGAUAUCGUACAUGCCACCGUACGAUGAUAGAUUUUGUGGCUGAUCAUCUAUUUCUUUUUCUGAUUAGAGAAGAAAAAACUGGAACCGUUUUGUUUGUUGGUCAGAUUUUUGAUCCUUUAAAGUCUGCUUCUGCUUAG